Molecule: messenger RNA, 3519 nt
Organism: Eublepharis macularius
Lineage: Eukaryota; Metazoa; Chordata; Lepidosauria; Squamata; Eublepharidae
Gene: AOAH
Product: acyloxyacyl hydrolase
Exons: 21
Coding region: 1-1716 (571 amino acids)
Biological process (GO): negative regulation of inflammatory response; lipopolysaccharide catabolic process
Molecular function (GO): calcium ion binding; acyloxyacyl hydrolase activity
Source: RefSeq, a predicted model, not a curated record
AUGGCCCCUUCCUUCACCUUUCUGCUCUUCAUCAUUUUGCUGAAUGGCACGUCCUCCACUCGGAGUGGGCAUCGCAAACUGCUGAAUAAUAAGAUCAAACAACAACACUUCUGUUUGGGGUGUGUGAUCAUGGUGUCUGUAAUUGAACAGCUAUCUCAGUUCCACAAUUCUACAGUAAAAGAAGCUCUGGGAAGACUCUGUAGCUACUUACCUGAAAAGUUGGAGUUGAAAAACGUUUGCUCUUUGGUUGCUCAUAUUUUUGGACCAGAUAUAAUUAAACUAUUAGAAAAUAAAAUUAACGCUGAGGUGGUGUGCUAUUCCAUUAAGCUAUGUAAACGGAAGGAAGGCCAACCGUUUUGUCAUCUAUACCAUUCUUCUAAGGCUGGAUUAAAUAUGGCUAUAAAGGAAGCAAAAGAAACGGCUACAACUAGGAUCUUGAAAAACAUUCAUGGAUUAUCAAGCAUAUGUUCACUUCCUUUUCUGAAGAAUCUGUGUGAGAAAAUAGAAAAUGUUAUAGACAGUGACUUACCUUUUAAAGACUUUGAUGGAGAUAAAUUUAGUACCUUCCCCACCUUGAGAGGAUAUCAUUGGCGAGGCAGAGACUGCGACGACAAAACGGCCUCUGUGUAUCCGGGAAGACGCCCUGAUAAUUGGGAUGCGCAGCAGGAUUCUAACUGUAAUGGCAUAUGGGGUGUUGAUCAAAAAGAUGGCAUCCCAUAUGAGCAAAAAUUCUGUAAUGGUACAGAGCCCAUGGGGGUUGUCCUGUUGGGAGACUCAGCUGGGGCUCACUUCCACAUACCUCCUGAAUGGUUAACAGCAUCGCAGAUUUCACCGAAAACGUAUUCUGACCUUCCUGCCGCCUUGGCCAAUGAGCUUGAUUGGCCCCAGUUUUCAGAAACUACUGGAUUUCUGAACUCUACAAUUGGAGGACGGACAGACUCAAUCUACCUGCGUUUACACAAAAGAAACCGCUGCAACCACAGAGAUUACCAGAGUAUUUCUAAAAAUGGUGCCUCAUCAGGAAAGAUUUGGAAUCUAGUUGAAAGCCUGGCAAGGAGUCAGCAGUUUGACAAGCCUGCGAUAGUUACCUAUGCAAUGAUCGGGAACGAUGUCUGCAAUGGAAAGGCUGACACAGUGGCAGCCAUGACUACGCCUGAGGAAAUGCACUUCAAUGUUCUAAAGGGUCUACGUUCUCUAAACAGCCUUCUUCCCAAAGGGAGCCAUGUGAUUUUAGUUGGCUUGGUCGAUGGUCGCUUCUUAUGGGAUAACUUGCAUGACAGAUACCAUCCUCUUGGCCAGUUAAACAAAGACAUCACAUACGAACAAGUUUAUUCAUUUCUUGGUUGUCUUGAGCUCAAUCCUUGCAAUGGAUGGUUGUCUUCAAAUGGCACCCUUAGGAACAUCACCUCAGAGAGGGCAUCACUACUUUCCAGUGUCCUGAGAAGAAUAGCAAAAUCUGAGAAAUAUGCCAAUUUUGACCUUUUCUACAUGGAUUACCCACUGAAAGAAAUUACGGAAGAAUGGCACAGGUUGGGAGGCGAAAACUGGCAACUCAUAGAACCUGUUGAUGGGUUUCAUCCUAAUCAGAUUGCCUCUGUACUUCUGGCAAGAAUCUUCUGGGAGAAGAUACUCCAUGAAUGGCCUCACGUCCUUGGAGAAGUGAAUCCGUUCAACAACCAGAUUGCAGCAGUAUUCAAAGAUCAAGGAGGAUACUGAAUUCAGUGCUGAAGUCACUGGCAAUCCACCUUUUAUAAUGAAGAAUACUCACCCCAACAAAAUGAUGCUAGGCCAGGAGACGGCAUCCCCUGGUAUAUAUGUCAAACAGUAACAUGCAAAACCAUUUUGCCUGGCCAGUUCUCCACUCAAACAGCCCAGCUGAGCUUCUGAGGCACUGGCAGCAGCAGCAUGCAUGAAGGUAACAGGUAUGGCUUAUGCCAGUCAUGGCCUCCCAGACCUAUGCGUCUACCAGCCAGGUCCAGGGCUGAUGCUUGUGGCAUUAGCAAUGCCAGGGGGAGGGUUUGACUCCUCCUCUGGGUGUACGGGUCAAGUUUACUCUUGUGUAUCCCCUCCCCUUUCGUCUGCCAGUACGCUAACCUCUUCACAAGUAGACGUGUUUUUUCUGGCACACAGGCCACAAAUUUUGCCUACCUCUUCCUAAGCAAGCCUUUAUUUAGGGACCAUAGACUUCACCACCACGUUACCUUGCAUAUUAUCUGUUGCUCAAAUACGUACUAUAUUACCUGUGCUUCAUGUUAUCUAAUGUCAGUCUUAGAAUUAAUUAUGUUCUGUUUCAGCAAUUCUUCAGUUCUGUAUUAGAUCCUUGCUAAUGCUGCGUCUUUGUAAAAUCCCAGGGCUCAUUUUGAGGGGGAACGUGCAGGAACGCAGUUCCGGUAGUUCCCAAAAAAGGGCACAUGACAGGUGACCCCACCCACCUGACUCUCAGACAUUUGGGGCCCAUUUCAGCCUGGAUUGGGGCUGAAACGGCCCGGAUCGGGCCUCUGACUGGUGGUGGAUCACUUUCCCGCUCAGCAGUGGCCUGAUCCUGACCAUUUUGGGUCUCUUUUCGGCCAUUUUCAGCCCCUUUUGGCCAUUUUGGGCCCAAUUUCAGCCCUCAAUGGCCAAGAUUGGGUCCAAAACAGCCAGGAUAGGUGAUGUCAGGGGGUGUGGUAUAUGCAAAUCAGGUAUGCUAAUGACACAUUUCCGGUGAUGUCAAGAGGUGUGGCAUAUACUAAUGAAUUAUGCUAAUGAGUUCCUCCAGCUCUUUUUGUACGAAAUGACCCCUGUAAAAUCCUAUGAGGUUGUUGUGGAAAAGUCCUUGAUACUAUAUGGAAAUGUCCUUGAUACUGAUUGUACUAAUAUCACGCUAUGUAAUCUGCCUUGAGUCUCAGUGAGAAAGGCAGACUGUAAAUAAAUAAGUAAAUAAAUAAAUAAAUAAAUAGUACUGGAACAUCAAGAGUUGACCAGUACGUAAGUGGCCAAACAGCUUUUUAAAUCAGCUAGAUGAAAAUUUUCCCCACUGUUUAACUCACCAAUUCGCAAAUCCACACAAUUGCAUUUUCUACUGUGGACAAAUGCAUAGGCUUAACUCAAGUAUGCUCCCAGUUGGUUUUCUUUGGUAUGAUUUCACUACAUAAUCUGAUUAAACAGCUUUUCUGUGUGCUUUAUAAUUGUGCACACUGCAUCUCUGUCACUAUAGCACAUUGUUUGAUAAAAGCUUGCCGCCCUAAUAUGCUACAUAAGCAGAUUGGUUGAUUAAUCACCUAAAGCUUCAAUUAACCCAUCUUUCAGAGUGUGGGUUUUAAUUAAUGAGAACCAAUGUAAUGGAUGGGAAAGAGGGUUAAGGGCACACACUGGACAUGAUCCAACAUCAGUGAAACGCUUUCAAAUUCUGUGCGUAUAAUUAAAGAAGUUUCCUUACCUGGCAUAAGGGAUCCAAUUCAAUCAGGUUUAAAAGAACUCAUUAUUUUUUAGGCUAUUUUGGCUCUGGUGUGAUUAAUAUUAAAAUACCACUUCUAAAAA